Molecule: messenger RNA, 3765 nt
Organism: Populus euphratica (Euphrates poplar)
Lineage: Eukaryota; Viridiplantae; Streptophyta; Magnoliopsida; Malpighiales; Salicaceae
Exons: 23
Coding region: 239-2956 (905 amino acids)
Biological process (GO): vacuolar transport; endosomal transport; regulation of autophagosome maturation
Cellular component (GO): Golgi apparatus; late endosome
Source: RefSeq, a predicted model, not a curated record
UCUUCUAUUUUUAUUUGAAUGGCAAACUGUAUUUCAAAAAACACUUCACUUGUUCUCUAAAACUAAAAUACUAAUUCAAAACCCACCUUUUUUCACAUGUAUUUUAGAUUUUCUAUUUUUCUCUAAUUCUUUCCUCUCAAUCUCUCAACAUCGUUCUUAAAAAUUCAGAGAUAAGCAACGAUUGAAUGAAUGAUUCUCUCAGUUCGACGGCUGUGAUCGAGAGUUAACACUACAAAUCAUGUGGUCCUCCUUUUGGAGAUCCAGAGAUCGUUUCUCCUUGGAUGAACUCAGAUAUUUAACUGAUCAGCUGCAAAAGGUUCAAAUUGUAAAUAAUGUUAAUAAGAACUUUGUAAUUGAGACGAUGAGAUCGAUAUCGGAAUUAAUAACAUACGGAGACCAGCAUGAUUCGAAGUAUUUUGAUUUUUUUAUGGAAAGGCAAGUAAUGGGGGAGUUUGUGAGGAUACUUAAGGUUAGCAGAAUUGCUUCCAUUUCGCUUCAGUUGCUGCAAACAAUGAGCAUUAUGAUUCAGAACUUAAAAUCCGAGUGCGCCAUAUAUUAUAUAUUCAGUAAUGAGCAUAUUAAUUUUUUGAUAACUUAUAUGUUUGAUUUUCGGAAUGAGGAGUUGUUGUCAUACUACAUUUCUUUCUUAAGGGCAAUAAGUGGGAAGCUUGACAAGAAAACAAUUUCUUUGCUUGUGAAGACUCAAAAUGGCACCUGGUUGGUUGUAAGUGGUUCAAGCUGGCAAGAAAUGCAUGGCUUGCUGCCUAAACAGCAACAAACCCUCAAUCCCAAACUCGUUGGGCUUUACUGCCUAAAUAACGCUUGUUAUGAAGAAGUUGUUUCUUUUCCACUGUAUGUUGAGGCAAUACGGUUUGCUUCCCAUGAAGAGAGUAUGGUUCGCACUGCAGUCCGUGCUCUGACACUCAAUGUCUAUCAUGUUGGAGAUGAAUCCGUGAAUAGAUUAGUUGCGAAGGCCCCUCAUGCUGAUUAUUUUUCAAACUUGCUUACAGUUUUUCAGAAGCAGUGCAUCUAUCUAAAUGGAAUGGUCUCUGAAACUCUAAAAAACCCAGACUCAGAUACAACCACUGCAAUUCUUAAUGUUGUGGAUGAAAUUGAGGACAAUCUCUACUAUAUAAGUGAUGUUAUUUCUGCGGGGAUUCCAGAAGUUGGGAGGUUAAUAACGGCCAAUAUUUUGCAACUUUUGAUAUUUCCUUUGCUUCUUCCAUCUUUGCUGUUGGAUGCUGUUGAUGAUAUUCAGAUUGGUGCUAUCACUUCUCUAUAUUUGCUCUGCUGCAUCUUACGCCUAGUGAAAAUCAAAGACUUGGCAAAUACCAUUGCUGCCUCUCUUUUCUGUCCACCAGAGGCUUUUCUUCCAGAUUCUGAGACUAAACUCAAUGGUCAUGCACCUGAUCAUGGGCAUGAAAUCCAACAGACAGAAAAUAAGAAUGUGAUUGAGGUGGAUGGAUGUUCAAAAAAAUUCUUGCCGAGCAUGUCUAGUUCUUUGCUAGUUCACCCUGAAGAUAUUAUCUCAAAAGGUGUUUCUCGUUUAACUUUGAGGGAUGCUUUACUUUCAUAUAUUACAGCUGGAGAUGAUCUUCAAGUUUUGAGUUCCUUGAGCAUGUUGGCUACAUUGUUGCAAACAAAAGAAUUAGAAGAAACAAUGCUAGAAGCUCUUGGAAUCCUCCCCCAGCGCAAGCAACACAAGAAACUCUUGCAGCAAGCAUUGGUUGGUGAGGACUCGAGGGAAGAUCAACUUUUUUCAUCAGGAAGGAGCUUUAUAAGAGAUGGAUUUAGUUGUGAGCUUGAUGGCUAUCUACAAAAUCUCAAGGAGCAGUAUGGGGUAGCAUGCUCUUCCUUGGAGGUGGGAACAAGCCCCUCCGUACAUAGAUUUCAGGUGCUUGAUGCAUUGGUUAGUCUUUUUUGCCGGUCUAAUAUAUCCCCAGAGACAUUGUGGGAUGGUGGUUGGCUUUUGCGUCAGCUACUUCUCUAUAGUGAGGCAGGAUUCAAUAACCAGCAUCUUGAAUUACUGAGAACUUCUCAUACACAGGAUUCAUAUAAGAAUUGCACUUAUGCUCUUCUUGAGGAGGCCAGAGGUACCUGGCCCGAUCUACUUGUAACAGUCUUACAUGGUGAAUGGAAAAGGUGCAAAAGAGCAAUGGAAGCUCCAUCUCCCCGGAAAGAGCUGAAGUGCAUGCUCUUGCCAUUAGACAAGCCCUCCUUUGAUGAUGUUCUUCCCAACAAAUCAUCAUUUGUUGCUGGUGAAAGAAUGUGCAAGGUGGUAAAGGUGUUUGCACUUCUUCAUCAACUUCAAAUUUUCUUCCUUGGUAGGGCUUUACCUGAGCAGCCUCCUACUUGUCCUCCAAGUGAUAUCCCAGAAAAUUCCCGUGCAAGAAAUGCUGGCCUGGAUGUUUCAGGUCCAAAACUAGGCUCUGAGUUGAGACUAGUUGAUGCUGUGCCUUGUAGGAUUGCAUUCGAGAGGGGUAAGGAACGUGAUUUUUGCUUUUUAGCAAUUUCAAUGGGUGCAUCUGGGUGGAUCCUGCUUGCAGAAGAACUACCCAUGAAGAAAAAUUAUGGAAUCAUCCGUGUUGUUGCUCCUUUAGCAAGUUCUGAUCCUACAAUUGAUCAGAAGCAUUCAAGAUGGUUACACUUGCGAAUCCGUCCAUCUACUUUACCCUUUUUUGACCCUGCUAAACUCAUUUCUCUUGGGAGGGCUAAGACAAAAGCUCCGGUGGAUGGGAGAUGGACCAUAGCAUUCAUGGAUGAUGAAUCUUGCAAGUCUGCUUUGUCUAUGAUUCUUGAGGAGAUUGAUCUGCAAAGCAAUGAAGUCGAGAAAAGACUAAAACCAUUGCUCAACCAUGAAGGAGCUAUAGAUGUUCCAGACACUUCUCCACAUCCUCCUGAUGAUGCUUCCUCAUCAACUGCAACACCUUCUAAUUCAUUAGGACCACCGAUUUGAUUUUCCAGAAAUAAUUAUGGCAGUGGAGUUCGGGUUUACAUCCCUUUUUUUCAUCUGUCUCUCUCCCCUUUCACUUUCUGGGAUAGCUUUUGGAGGGGUUCCAUUCCUUUGCUGAUCUACAUGUGGCCAUGUAUUAUUUUCAAGUCCCUAUCAGCAUUCCUGGUCUUGAACAUUAAAGGGUGAAUCAUUCUCACCGUCCAGGUAAAGCUGUCUUCUUGUGAUUGCUGUGUACAUGUGGUGAGGAUUCACAUUUAUGGGCAAUUUUCAACGACCUAGUAUUUAGUUACUUGGUGUUCUUUUCACAAACUAAUGUGCCUCUAUAUUGAGUGGUCCCAGGGUUUCAUGCCUUGUAUGAUAGAAAUUGACAUGCUUAAAUCAUUGAAGAAUGCUGAUUUCACCGAAACUUCCCCCCUGAAAUCACCUCUCGGAACUCUCAUCCAUUCAAUGGGCGGCCCUGCACGUAGAUCCCACAAAUCACUUUGUGGUGGGUUCUUGGUAUGGUGGUCUCAGUAAGAAUCUUGGGGUAAAAUUAGCAUUACUCUAAGAAGUUAAAAGGCAUCUCUGGAUUUCAAGCCUUUUGAUUGAAGAAAACGCCGAAGCUUCACUGAGAAUCUGUAUCAAACUUUUGAGGUUGGGGCGGAACUACAAAUUAGAAAUCCUUCAGAUCUAUAAACGAGCUCAGAAAUGGUUUUCCACAGGAUUAGGAGGGUCUUAGAAGGAACAUAUUUCUGUAGCAAAAUCAUCAUGAAUUGACGGUGUUUAAAGCAUGUCAACAAUUUAAAUUCAAAGAUUCUCGUCCAUUUGUUCCC